AUCCUUGCCAGAUUUUCCAGUUGUGCGUUGCUUGCUGUUAAAUGAAGGACGAAGAUGCCCUUGCAGAUUUCCUAGCUCAUAAAAAGCGUCUAACAGAUAUAUUUUUCCCUAAUUCGAGAUCAGCUAUUAUUUCUCAUGAUACGAGUGCUUACAAUGAAUUUUGGAAAUUUUUGCUGAGAUUGCAGAAAAUUAUCAGAAAAAGUUUUUCUGAAGGUCUUGAUGGGUGUAUUUUGAGUAAGAAGUUGAAGUUGAACAUUCAGACGAGCAAUUAUCGUCUAGAGGACUACAUUAGACAUAGCAAUGUUUCAAGUUCUCGCAGAUCUCUUACUCGUUCAGAGCUUGAUUGCUUUCAUCUCAUAUAUGACAUGUACCUCGAUUUUCUUCUGAAACGCAAGUUCGCUCGAAUUGUGAAACUUAGAAUAGAUCAAAGUGUUCUACCAAUCGCUAACUUUAGAACAGAAUUAUUAUCUACACUAUCUAAACACCAAGUUGUGAUAGUUGCUGGUGAUACUGGUUGUGGAAAGUCAACACAAGUACCACAGUACCUAUAUUAUGGUGAAUCAAACUCAAAUGAUACACCUGGACCUAACUCCUAUCAAAAUAUUGCUGUUACUCAACCUCGUCGCAUCGCGUGUAUUAGUUUGGCCGCACGUGUAAGUACUGAGAUGUUGAAUGAAAGAGGCUCCAAAGUUGGAUAUCAAGUCCGUUUUGAACGAAGUCGAACUAAGGCUACACGAAUUCUUUUUCUCACAGAAGGUUUAUUGUUACGUCAAAUGCAGAUGGAUCCAUUUCUGAGCGACUAUGAUGUCAUCGUUCUUGAUGAAGUACAUGAACGUCACUGGCAAACUGAUUGUUUAUUAGGACUUGUUAAAUGUCUUAUAGUUGUCCGUCCAAAACUUCGUGUAGUUCUGAUGUCAGCUACCAUAAAUGUGAACACAUUUGCCAAAUUUUUUAAUGAUUGCCCAAUUAUACAGGUGCCUGGACGUCUUUACCCCAUCGAUUUGCACUACAUUCCACUCAGUCCAGUUGAAAUUGCCAACACAACUGACAGAAUUGAUCCUGCGCCGUAUAUUCGUUUACUAAGACGAAUAGACGUAACAUAUCCCGCUACUGAACGAGGCGAUCUUUUGAUAUUUUUAUCUGGAAUGGCUGAUAUUCAAGCAAUAAUGGAACCAGCUAAAGCAUAUGCUGAAGAAACAAAACGAUGGAUUAUUUUACCAUUGCACAGUGCAUUAUCUGCAUCAGAUCAAGAGAAAGUUUUUCAUGUUGCUCCAGACUGUGUACGUAAAUGUAUUUUAUCAACAAAUAUCGCCGAAACCUCUCUAACUAUAGAUGGAAUAAGAUUUGUAGCUGAUUCCGGCAAAGUCAAAGAAUUGAGUUGGGAUUCUAAAGCACGAAUGCGUUGCUUAAAAGAAUUUUCAAUAUCUAAAGCAAGUGCUAAUCAACGUAAAGGUCGUGCUGGUCGUACAGGUCCUGGUGUUUGUUAUCGUUUCUAUACUCAAGAGGAUUAUGAUAAUUUUGAGGCAUUUAGUACCCCGGAAAUUCGUCGUGUUCCUUUAGAAACACUUGUUUUACAAAUGAUGGUCAUGGGUUUACCAGAUAUAAAAAAAUUCCCUUUCAUUGACCCACCUGAAACGAAAUGCAUUGAUGAAGCACUUGAUAUAUUAAAGUCACAUGGUGCAAUUAUUCCACAGAAUAACUUGUUAACGGUUACGCCACUUGGCCAAUUAUUAUCUGAUAUACCAGUUGAAUUUUCAAUAGGUCGUAUGUUAAUUAUGGCAUCAUUAUUAAGAUUAAUUAAUCCCGUAUUAAGUUUAGCUGCUGGUAUGGCUAUUCAGUGUCCAUUAUUACCGUAUACAGCUUUCAGUGGAGCAGAACAAACGCGUCGAAUCGAAUCACUAGCUGAAUAUGAAAGUGAUCAUGGAGAUGCGUUUACAUUGGUUAAUGUUUUUGAUGAAUGGAUUAAGAUGAAAUCGGAGGCGACUGGUAUUAUUAAACAAGACCAUGAAUUAGACGAAUUUGAUGAUAAUAAUAAUAAUAAUGACAAGGGAUGUAAAAACAUUCAACGAUGGUGUCGUCGUAUUGGAGCACAACAGCAACGUCUCCAUGAAAUGGUCCGAUUACGUAGUCAGUUCGCACAGUUGUUAAAAGACAGUGGUCUUCUUGAUAGUAAAUCCACAGAAUUUGAUGAAAACCCAUCCAAAACACAACACUUUAAAAAUUUAAAUUAUGCAAGACGUAGUGCACGAAUGAAAUCUAAACGACGCCGACUUCUCACUUUACAAGAUAAUUUGAGUGAUAACUCGGAAUCUGAAAAAGAAGAUCAUCAUAUGGAAAGUGAUUCAUCUAAAUUACGUAAAUGGUUAAAUGCAUCGAGCCGUUGUUCAUCAGUCAAUUCAUCAAAUGUACCUGUACAAGAUUUAGAACUAGUAUUAUGUUACAAUCUAUCAUCUUUAGCGCAAUCAGCUAAUAUUCAACAAAACAUGACACAAGCUGAUCUUCAACUAUUAAAAGUUGUAUUAGCUGGUGGUAUGUAUCCUCAGUUAGCUAUUGGUGAUCCAGCCAACGCUUAUCGUGUUGCUAAUCGUGGUGGUACAGCUGGAGCUGGUGCUGAAAUGGUAUUUCAUACUAAGAAUAAAGGUUUUGUUACACUUCAUCCAAAUGAUGUAUUUGUUAGAAAACCAGAUGUUUUAUUUCCUGAGCGUACUUCAAAAAAACGGAAUAAUAAUCGUCCGAACCUGUCAAAGAUACAAAAUUCACAAACAUCAUUACCAAAUAAAAAUUUGAAACAAAAAAGAGAUGAUGAUUUCGAUGAUGAACAAACAGAAGAAGAAAGUAUUCUUGAUGUUUUACCGUCUGGCUUUGCAUACGAUCAUCAAUUACUUAUGUAUCUGGAUUUAAUGGAAACAACUAAACCUUUUCUGGUAAAUACAAUACGGGUUCCAGCAUUACCGACUUUGUUAUUAUACUGUCGGGAAGUGGAUACAAAUGCUGACAUUUCAAGGUUUGUAACGAGUGUAAACAUUUUCAAAUCUUAUUGUCAUUAUUAGUAACACUAAAAUGAUGGAGAUUUGCACUUUGACUGUAUACUUUUGGUGUUGUUAAAUUAUCUAAGCUAGACGAUUCGAUUAUGAAAAUUUAAUUUUUAGUCUCAACAACAUCUACUUUACGUACUUAUCCUACAAGUGUUAAGUUAGUUUAUUCUGGUGGCGUUGUUUGUAGUUGGUUGGUCUCAUUGUUCCUUGUAUUCAGUUUGACUGUCUUGUUCGGUCGACUUCUGACCAUACGAUUGGUUGGCCUUUUUCAUAUGGGUAUUGAUAUUAUUAAUAAUUCCUAAUGAUUGUAAGCAGUUAUAUAUAUGUUAUUACUCUUGCAAUCUGCUACUCAGACUAGUGGUCAUAUUGCAACUCAAUAGGUCAAAUUCGAAUGCAGCUGGGGGACUAGAUAAACGUGUCGUUGGUACUACAUAGUGAUUGAUCAGUAUGAAUGCUUAAGUCCUUCAGACCAAUGGCAGCUCGAAUAGUUUAGUGAUAGUAUUCCUGUCUGCGAUACUGUGUGACAGGUUUUUCCUGAAUCCCACAGGUAUCAUCAUUUCUGUCGAAAUCGCGUAUACUACUAAUUAUCUCCUGAUAUAGUGAGUGAAUCAGAAGUAGCCUAAUGAGAAGGUCAGUCGAUGACAAUGAGAAGUGACCCGAAGGACAAGUGCAUUUCAUUGGCUAAGAAGUGGAUCAGUUUCUUAAGGAUUGAAGUGGUAUAUACAUAAAUGAGUAUUUGUGCAUUUUAUUCGGUAGCCCAAUACGCUUUCUCACUUAUGCAGUCAGUUGUAUCAGUAUCACAUUUUUGAUACUGCCCGCCACAACACCUCCAACCACCUAACAUCAGUUCAUUGAUUUAUCUGGAGUGUAUGGAGGUGAUAUAUCCCGUCUGAAAUACGAUUCAAAGUAAUUUAUUUUCUUACUGGGCAUCAAUAUAUAGACCUACAAGAAUGUUUUAAACAAUGUGAAUGAAGAUGUAUUUUAUUUAUUUAUUCAAACACAAGCAGUGGUACAAAGGGACACCGAAUACAUAUGCGUCACACAAGUCACUUGAUUUAUGUGUGGUCUAUGAUACUGCCCGGGUGCCCAAACCGAAGCACGUGGUUUUCUUAAGGGGCCACAUCCUGAGCCUUUGACCUAAAGGUCUGGUCCAAAAGGCAGUGGAGCAAUGUGAGGAGAUGCAGUCCCAUGGCAGCCAGUGACCAACAAUAGGUUCAUAUGCCAUUUGUUCGUUCAGGAUACUGUAGCUUAUGUGCAUCAUUUGUUUGGAAUCAUGGUUUUCCAAGUCCCUUAGGUGGACUGUCCGUGUUCACCAACCCAGUUAAAGCGCCUGACAGUCUCUUUUUUCCUCUCAAUUUCGUAAACAACACCUCCGCUGUGAGAAGUCAGUGAGUAGGACUUCUUAGACAGUGGCUGUAUACGCGUGUCCAUUUCCCGAGAGAGCAUUUCGAGAAGGAGAGCUGAUUCUUCUUAACUUCGACCAUACCAGGGCAUUUGGUAUCGAAUGAAGAUGAGAUAAGUUUGUUGCACAAAUUGAAAGUAUUUUGAAGGGAACAGAAAUGACUAAUCCCAAGUUUUAUAAAAUAAUAUUUUUAUGACUUUAGUUUAUGUAUUCAUUGGAGAGACUGAAUGCAUUCCAAAUCUAUGUCUUAAUAUCGCAAACUAACUGUUUCAACUGCACUUAUUGGUUGAAAAUUGUAUUAAACAUUUACUUAUAGUUAUAUACUGGAUUACAAUCAGUUACAGUUCAAAAGAGGCUGCUUGUAAUUUACGCUAAUACUGUCCACUCGUGUAUUUCUCUAUAGUUGAUAUCACCGUAAGCUUGAAAACUUGGCUCACGUUUAACUUCUAUUUCUAAAUCAUUAUUGACCUAUCGGCUGUGAACUCUAUGGUUUUCGAGUUAGUGAACUUAGAUAUGUGACUUAGUGGUCGUCGAAUCACGUUCUAAAUUUUAAGUAUUGUCUUGUGUAAUAUGAAAGUAAUUCAACCUUAGAAACUUAAAAUCUGUUCAUAAACCUUCAAAAAUCUAUAAAAUGAAAAACUAUCACAUACAUUGAAGUUUCAUAGCUUUUUCGGAUACAGAUUUUUGGAUUUAAUUGUCUGUGUACUCAUUAACCAAUAAAGGGGCAUAACACUUUCCGUUUCUCUCAAUGUCGGUGGUGCUGUAAUGUAGUUUUACCUAAGUUCAUAGAUGGGGAAGCUAUAAACUGUAGAAACAACCAACUAGAAUUUAAUUUCAACUACCCAAAAGGAAAAUAAUUUUUGAUCACAACUUAUCUAGUAACGAAAAUUAUAGGCGGUCAGAUUAUUUCUCUCUAAUUAAUCACUCAUAGUGUAUACUACAAAUUGUUUACGUUAUGAGUUAAAUAACAUGUGUAUGGAAGUGUAUAUAUUCAGGACAAAGGUGUUUUCAUACUAGUAUAAUACAUACUAAUGCAAUACUAUUUGAUCGGUAAGGAAUUGUAAUAAAAGUAUUUUUGUCAUUUUCAUACGUACACAUGAGAACGUUUAAUUCAGUAACAUUUACCCCAGUUACUAUCCCUUAUUUAUGUACCAAUCAAAUAAUAUUAACGAUAAAUGAGAUAUCACUUCAUGUAACUAAUGUUUUUGGGUGAUUGUUUGUUUAUUAUCCAGUCUUAAAGAAAAACAAAAAAUAAUCAUGUGAACAAACGUUGUUUAUCAAUCAUAUCC
This is a messenger RNA of Schistosoma bovis, 5726 nucleotides long. The record is from the annotation of a GenBank genome assembly. NCBI's taxonomy places the organism in Eukaryota, Metazoa, Platyhelminthes, Trematoda, Strigeidida, Schistosomatidae.